Molecule: messenger RNA, 2095 nt
Organism: Jatropha curcas
Lineage: Eukaryota; Viridiplantae; Streptophyta; Magnoliopsida; Malpighiales; Euphorbiaceae
Product: E3 ubiquitin-protein ligase WAV3
Source: RefSeq, a predicted model, not a curated record
GCUAGGAAAAAAAAAAAAAAAAAAAAAGAAAAGAAAAGCAAGCGGCAAGUGCUGAAGAAAUUGCAGAACCUUGUCUGCACUUUUUUCAGCUCCUUAUAUGUCACUCACUCUCUAGGCUUCUUCUAUUCCUUUCUUCAUAGGAUAAAGAAAUAAAAUUUGAAGAAGGAGGAGAAGAAGAAGAAGAAGAAGAAGAAGAAGAAGAAGAAGAGAAAUGGGGGUGGGAGAAGCGUCCUCAAAGCUUAAAAAGGCAGCUAGGAAAAUGGUGGUUGCUGCCUGCGCUUCCUUCUCCUCUAGAAAGCCUCCUGCUCUUGGGGAUCCCCUUUCCAUUGACAACUCCAUCAAUGGGUCGGAUUCUACGGUUAUUUCUCCUACAAAGCCAAAGAAUACCUUAGAGGAAACAGAAUCCACCGCCAUCGACAAUGACAAUAGCGUGGCUUCUAAGCAGAACUUGUGCGCAAUAUGCCUGGAAGCUCUGACUUACAGCACGGGGAACAGCCCGGGCCAGGCUAUAUUCACAGCUCAGUGCUCUCAUGCAUUCCACUUUGCUUGCAUCUCAUCCAAUGUGCGUCAUGGUAGUGUCACCUGCCCCAUCUGCCGUGCCCAUUGGACCCAGCUCCCCCGCAACCUAAACCCACCUUGUUCUCUCCAAAAUGACCCCAUUUUUCGAAUCCUUGAUGACUCCAUUGCCACUUUCAGGGUUCAUAGACGCUCCUUUCUACGGUCUGCUCGUUACAAUGACGAUGACCCUAUUGAGCCUGAUGACACCUCCAAUCAUCCACGCCUUGACUUCUCUCUCGUGCCCAUACCACCAACAAUCUUUCGUCAUCCAUACACACAACGAACUAGUCAUGGCUCACACUACAACCCUCCCCAUCACAUAACAGCCUUCUCCCCUUCAAUAUUUUACCCUCCAUCUCCUUACACAUGCUCCUCCUCAAAUAGAAGACCUGCUGCUGCCUAUCUCUCUGUAAAAUCAACACAUCAAAGAGCAAAAGACUUGGUUCUGGUUGCAAGCCCCAAUGGAGCGCAUUUGAGACUUCUCAAGCAGUCCAUGGCAUUAGUGGUAUUUUCUCUCCGCUCCAUUGAUCGUCUGGCUAUUGUGACUUACUCUUCCUCUGCAGCCCGUGUCUUCCCAUUGAGACGCAUGACAUCAUAUGGCAAGCGCACAGCCCUGCAAGUAAUUGAUCGUCUUUUCUUUAUGGGACAAGCAGAUCCUUCUGAAGGACUCAAGAAAGGGAUAAAGAUACUUGAAGAUCGUGCACACAAGAAUCCGGACUCAUGUAUCUUGCAUCUCUCUGAUAGUCCUACAAGAUCAUACCAUGCUACAAACUUGCAGUUCCCCAUUCCAAUCCAUCGGUUUCAUGUGGGAUUUGGUUUUGGGACUUCUAAUGGAUUUGUCAUGCAUGAAUUUGAAGAGUUCUUGGUGAGACUGCUCGGAGGCAUGAUCAGAGAUGUCCAACUGAGAAUCGGGGAAGAAGGCAGGAUUAUAAGGCUUGGAGAGCUAAGAUGUAACGAAGAAAGGAGAGUGUUAUUGAACAUGGGUGAUCGUGGACAUGUCUGCGUGGGAUACAGCUAUGUUGAGGAAGGAGCUGAUGAGUGCACCAGAACAGGGGAAAUUGUCCUAAGUUUAGGAGAUAAAAGGGACGAAGAGGACGCCAGCAUAGAUGUUGCAGCUGCAGCUGCAGCUGCAGCAGUAGCAGGGAGAGACGCCAACAUUAUUGGUGGAAGAACUAGCAGCGUUGAGAGUUGGGACUACCAUGAUCCUUACAUGGCUAGAAGAUGGGCUAAGCACUUGCAUGGUUAUAGAAUUUGAUUCGAGCAACCAAAAAGUUCCACCGUAAAUUACAUUUAUUUGUUUAUACAUCAAUCUUGAUCCACAAGAGUCAUUCCAUUUUUUUUAGCAACUGGGAAGAAGGGAAUCAAACUGAGUCGAUGCUUAGCGCUAGACUAUGCCUGUUUGUGACAUUCUCUGUGAGCUUCCUAUUCCAAAUGAUUUAAUUAAGCACCUAUGCUUAAACGGAGGCAGAAAAGUAUGUUCAAACGAGAGUGUGCUUUAACAGAAUUUACAAAUGUAGUUAAAAUAGUUGUACAAUUA